GCAGGAGCACAUUCCCGAGUGUCCCGAGUGCCUUGGUGUGGUAGAGAUUUGAGAUCCGGCGUGAAAACUGUUGCCCAGCAUGAAACUAAUCGCCCUCCUGCUGGCCACGUUGGCUUGCGCGAAUGCGGAGCAGUUCGAAGGAUACUUCUACCCGAAGCCAAGCUGCCCACUCCCGGAAACGGUGUACGUCACGCAGACGGAAACCGACUAUCAGCGUUACACGGAGACAGUUAACGUACCCGGCUACAAUGACGAACAGACGGUCGUGUCAUCCAUCUACAUCACCAGCACCUACACGGCAACCGUGCCCCUCUACCAGACGGUCACAAGCACCACCACGUACACCGCACCGCCACAGCAGCUGCCGGGCCAGACGGUCUACAACACCGUAACGCUGCCACCGAUCGUGUCCACCACGACCGUCGUAUCCGCAACUCCGGUUUUCCGUACGCUGACGGAAACACGCACCGUUACGCAGCCUCCGGUAACGCUGCCACCGCAGGUCGUUUACUCGACCGUACAGCUUCCGCCUGUGACACGUACCGAGACCUCGGUCUACACCACCACCACACCCGUCAUCCAGACCGUGCAGGACUACCGCACGGUAACGCUUCCACCCGUUACUCUACCAGCCCAGACGAUCUACUCGACCGUGCAGCUUCCACCGGUGACCCGUACGGAGACGUCCGUCUUAACACGCACCAGUCAGGUGGUGCAAACUGCCUAUGAAACCGUUACGUUACCACCCGUAACGCUUCCGCCACAGAUCAGUUAUUCCACCGUUCAGCUGCCAGCGGUGACUCGCACCGUCAACUCGGUUGUCACCAGCACCAUGCCCUUCUACCAGACCGUUACUGAUACGCGCACGGUCACGCUUCCGCCCGUUCAGCUGCCAGGACAGACCAUCUACAGCACGGUAACGCUGCCAGCCGUUACACGCACCGUCAACUCGGUUGUCACGCAACCGGGCGGUUUCCAGACGGUCUACGUCACCAGGACGGAGGUGCAACGCGAUCAGCAGCAGGCUCAAACGAUCUACAGCACCGUAACGCUGCCUGCCGUUACGAAGACCUUCUGUGCACCGACCUACCUGCCGCCGCAGAACACCCAGGCCUACUACAACCAGGGCCGGUACACGAACGGGCUGUUUUAA
Molecule: messenger RNA, 1153 nt
Organism: Anopheles nili
Lineage: Eukaryota; Metazoa; Arthropoda; Insecta; Diptera; Culicidae
Product: mucin-2-like
Exons: 2
Coding region: 80-1153 (357 amino acids)
Source: RefSeq, a predicted model, not a curated record